Cucurbitaria berberidis CBS 394.84 is the source of this 339-nucleotide messenger RNA. RefSeq lists its product as uncharacterized. Lineage: Eukaryota; Fungi; Ascomycota; Dothideomycetes; Pleosporales; Cucurbitariaceae. The coding region runs from base 1 to 339 and encodes 112 amino acids. The record is from RefSeq and is a predicted model, not a curated record. The transcript has 3 exons.
AUGUUCGCACACGAUCUCGACGUCAGGCCCGCUACAGAGGCUAACAUGCACUAUGUGGAUGAGCCCUGCGAGGACGCACUUCCUGACGUGAAAUCUGGUAUGAGCCUAGACGCCAACCCGGCCAUUCAAAGCGCUCGCUUCUUCAAGGGCGACAUUGUGCAUAUGCCGCAAUUUCUGAACGGGCAACGGACCAAGGGCUCCUUCAUAGUGGACAAAUCACAAUACAAUAGCCGGGGAGGCUACGUCGAGUACCAGCUGCUCGACCCGCUUACCGGAGGGUUGCAUAAGAACGGUGCCUGGAUCCGAGAGAAGGAGCUGAAGAUAGAGAGGCACGGCUGA